This is a messenger RNA of Larimichthys crocea (large yellow croaker), 1962 nucleotides long. It is a transcript of the gene asb16, whose product is annotated as ankyrin repeat and SOCS box containing 16. Gene Ontology annotation, biological process: positive regulation of transcription by RNA polymerase II; intracellular signal transduction. The transcript has 7 exons. Gene Ontology annotation, cellular component: nucleus. The coding region runs from base 224 to 1678 and encodes 484 amino acids. Lineage: Eukaryota; Metazoa; Chordata; Actinopteri; Sciaenidae. Gene Ontology annotation, molecular function: protein binding; transcription cis-regulatory region binding. The record is from RefSeq and is a predicted model, not a curated record.
GUUUUUCUGGAGUCAUAAAUACUGGAUCAAUGCUGCCCUUUGGUGGCCAUUUUGGGUAAUACAAGUGUCAGCUUGCAUUCUGAUCUAUUAAUAACUAGUGCUGAAGUUGUGUUUGAGCAACAGCCUUGUGGUGUUGUGGAGACCACGAAUAAAGGACAUUUGAACUGUUAAUUUACAUACAAGUAAAACAAGACUGAUCCGAAGUGAUGAGAGAUUUUACUUGAUGACAGCAGGGACCACUGUGACUCACUGCAGUUCCAGUGAAGGUUUCUCUCUAGGUGUCAUGUCAAAGGAGACAUUUCCGUUUACUUCUACCUCGCUGCGCUCUCUGAGACUGGAGCAGGACCUUCAGGAGUGGGAGGAUGCUCGACGAGCAUUGGCUGAAAGAAGAUCAAUGGUCAGGCCUCCGCUGCCCCGCGCCCCCAGGCCUCCUCCCAGGCAGCAGCGCCUCCAGGAAGUCCGAGCACCUCCACCUCAGGUCCGCUGCAGAGACACAGCCGUUCACAACACCUUCAUGUUUGGGGAUAUGAAAGGGGUGUAUGCGGUUCUGAAGGACCCUGCCAUGGUCAACGCCCUGAUGGAGACGGUGCACGAGGAGAUGGUGUGGACUCCAGAGAUGGGCAUGUGGACGCUGAGCUCCAAGGUGAAGCAAACUUCAGCGUUACGCCUGGCUGCGAGCAGAGGACACACAGGAUGCGUGGAGGAGCUGCUGUUUCGUGGGGCUGAGGUGAACGCUGACCCCGGAGGAAACACCGCCCUCCAUGAUGCCUGUUUAGGCGGCCAUGCUGCCUGUGUCCAGCUGCUGCUUUCUCAUGGAGCAGAGUCUGAACUGCUGGCUGCAGACGGCAGCGCUCCUCUUCACCUCUGCACAUCUGCCCAGUCAUUCCAGUGUGCUGAGUUACUGUUAGAAGGAGGUGCAGAGGUCAAUGUAAGGAUGAAGGACUCCAGGCUCACACCUUUGCACAUUGCAGCUCGGCGAGGCCUGGAAGAGCACGUGGAGCUCUUCCUCAUCCACGGAGCGGACGUGCUGGCCACAAAUCGAGAGGGGGAAACCCCUCUGAACGCCGCAUGCUCCGCCGCCGAGAGGCCCUCUGAGGCCGGCCGAUAUCUACGCGUGGUUCAAAAGCUGCUGGGCGCAGGAGCUGACCCCAAAACUGCAGGCAGGAAGCAGCACACACCUCUGCACAAUGCCUGUGCAAACUGCAGCCCCCGGAUUGCAGAGCUCCUCCUGCAGCAUGGAGCCAAGGCAGAGGUUACCAACUGUGCAGGAUACACACCAAUGGACUGUCUGUUACAGGUGCUUGAAGAUUACCCGGACCAGCAACCAGAAGCAAUAGCACGCUCACUUCUGAACUAUGGAGCGAAGCCUGUCUGCCCAAAGAUGUUGAAGCAGUGUGUCCUCUCCGUUGCCACCCUGAAGGUGAUGCUGAACUCGUACACUUCUGUCCCUCCCUGUGACUGGAUGGACUCUCUGUCUGCUGAGCUAUACGAGGAGAACAGGCCCUUCUUCGACUUGGUACGUCAGCGGAGCGGCCAGCCUCGCUCUCUGCAGCAUCUCUGUCGAUGUGCUUUACACCUGCACCUCGGAGCCCGACGUUCCUCAGCAGUCACUAAACUGAACAUUCCCAGCUCUGUGAGGGAUUACCUGCUGCUGUGUGAUGAUGGGACGCUCCUGUGACUUCAUCCUGUACAUAUAUAUUUUAAAUCGCAUGGUGGCCUCUUUGAAAACUUAUUUUAGAAUAUAGUAACCUGUGUAUGUUUAUUUUUUUAAACUAACACUUGAAAUACAUAUUAGUAUUAAGAAUUAUUUAAGUUUAAGUGAAACCAUGAAGAGCACUUUGACAUGGAGAUUCACAACUUUACCUCCUGUUGGAUUAUAAUUUAUUAUAUUUAAUUUAUGAAUCCUUAAUUUAUAUUUUAUUGGUUGGUUGAUAUUAAUGACACUAAUUAAGGCAGCAAAGU